AUGAAAAUGUUGGACCCCCUGGCCGAAGCUCGUCGGGGUGGGAGUCUGCGGCCCUGCACUGGCCGGUUGCCAUGGACGCUGCGCUGGACGCUGGGCAGCGUGUGUGUGCUGACCCUGCUGAACUCAGCAGGGCUGCUCCUGCUGCUGAUCCAGAGCAGAGAGCUCGGAGACCGUGUGGCUCAGGCCGAGUCCCGGCUGGAGGAGAUCGCUCAGAGCUCCGUGGUGGAGUUCAUGACAGAGAUGAGCCGAGGUCAGGAGGAGAUCCAGGAGGAGCUUUAUCAGUACUCCAGAAACAAGAGGAGCCAGGAGCUGAGGCAAGAGCAGGUUCUGGAGCAGCUGGAGCUGGAGGAGAAGCUGGCAGAACAGUCAGGGAUGGGGAUCAGAGAGGAUCUGCCCAAAGACCUCCAUCGAGAAGCGGAUCAUGAGCGGAAGAAGAUUCAGGAGCAUCCAGACCUCCAUCCCUCUCAGACCCACCAGAGGACACAGCUACACGAUGGAAUGAUGAUGAUGAUGACGUACUCCAUGGUGCCGGUGAAGGUCUUGUUGGACAUCUGUAACAGCACUAAAGGAGUCUGCCUCACUGGACCCCCCGGACCACCAGGUUUGCCAGGUGUGGAUGGAAUGCCAGGAUAUAAUGGGACUGAUGGAAUUCCUGGGCUUCCAGGGGAACCCGGAACACCCGGAAAGCGAGGGAAAAAAGGUCCUCCUGGAGAAAAAGGUGACCGAGGUGAGCCUGGGGAGAAAGGUGACUCGGGACCACCUGGCGAGAAAGGAGAACCUUCCAACGACGUGAUUGUAGAAGGUCCACCUGGUCCAGCAGGGCCUCCUGGUGCCCCAGGUCCAAUGGGGCCACCUGGGCUUCCGGGUCCACCAGGACCACCCAGGUCUGGGAGAAACAGAAACCACAGAGUGCACCUGAACACUGACCAAACAACUGAAGGGCACACAGGUUUCCUUCAAACAGUACCAAAUGACGACCAAGGACCAGGAAACAAAGUCAAAGCCUCAAAAAAUGAGUGCAUUAUUAAGUCAGUGCAGAACCCAAGUAAUCUGGCUAAAAUGACCACCACAUAUGGAGCCUGGAUGAAAGACACAGCAGUGAAGGACGAUGAGAAGAUCUGGGUGGCAGAGCAUUUCUCAGGUCGUAUUGUGAAGGCGUAUCAGAGCAUCGCGGCUCUACAGAACAGCAGCAGUCAGUCGAUCGACGUUAGGAAGUUCUUCCAAGGCUGCAGUCACCUGGUUCAUAACGGCUACAUCUACUUCCACAUCGCCGGCACCUUCAACAUCGCCAAGUUAAAUCUCCAGACCAAUCGCUUGCACACGCUGGCCAUAGAGAACGCGCUCUACCACAACCUGUCGUACCUGCUGAACAACUCCAAGACGUACUUUAAAGUGGCAGCGGACGAGAGCGGGCUGUGGCUCGUCUUUGCCUCCAGCAUUGACGAGAACAUCGUGGUGGCCCAGCUGGACGAGAAAACGUUCUCCAUCACGACAUACAUCAACACCAGCUACCCCAGAAGCAAGGCUGGAAACGCCUUCAUCGCCUGCGGCGUUCUCUACGUCACAGACACCAAAGACACCAGAGUGACCUACGCUUUCGACCUGCUGAAACAGAAACCGGUCAACGUGAGCUUCGACCUGUGGUCUCCUUCUGGAGUCCUGGCCAUGCUGUCCUACAAUCCUACAGACAGACACCUGUACGUGUGGGACGGCGGAUACGUAAAGUCAUACGAAGUGCAUUUUCUUUCUGACGAAUGAGCUGGUUAAAGCUGUAAACUGUGAUUGGAUCCGAUUAUGAUUCUUCAGAUAUGAUUUCUCCAGAAUUCAGCUUAUUUUGGGACAAUUAAGGCUGGAGGAAAAACAGGCGAAUACAGAAAAUACAAACUAUACUGCCAGGGGUUUUAGGAAGAUUUUCAUUUUGGCCAAA
Pygocentrus nattereri (red-bellied piranha) is the source of this 1927-nucleotide messenger RNA. It is a transcript of the gene gldn, whose product is annotated as gliomedin. The coding region runs from base 1 to 1758 and encodes 585 amino acids. Gene Ontology annotation, cellular component: cell surface. The record is from RefSeq and is a predicted model, not a curated record. The transcript is spliced from 10 exons. NCBI's taxonomy places the organism in Eukaryota, Metazoa, Chordata, Actinopteri, Characiformes, Serrasalmidae. Gene Ontology annotation, biological process: signal transduction.